Strongylus vulgaris is the source of this 276-nucleotide messenger RNA. The record is from the annotation of a GenBank genome assembly. NCBI's taxonomy places the organism in Eukaryota, Metazoa, Nematoda, Chromadorea, Rhabditida, Strongylidae.
AUGAUGGGACGCUGUUUGUGUUCGGCAUUUACUGUUUUAUUACCAUCUGCUGAUGCAGUUCAGAUGACUGGCGUUUCUUUACUUGCCAGUGCACCUCUCGCAGUGCUGUUUGUGCUGCUUGUAAAAUCUCUGCGAAAAGCGGCCAGACUCAAGGAGAUCAUGGAGUACUCUAGUUCUCCGGUUUUGGAGGCUGUUGGAGAAUAUGUUUCUCUUGUAGAAAGAGACUCCAAUUCUGAUUCAGCGGCAGAAUAUGAAGGCGAUGAAUUUGCGGGUUAA